Microthlaspi erraticum is the source of this 447-nucleotide messenger RNA. Lineage: Eukaryota; Viridiplantae; Streptophyta; Magnoliopsida; Brassicales; Brassicaceae. The record is from the annotation of a GenBank genome assembly.
AUGCUUGCCUCACGAAAUGGGGUUUAUAGGUGUUUAAUGGGUGAGUUUGAACAAAGCCGUCAGCGAGAAAGAAGAGAGAAGGGAGGAAGAGAAAAGCUCGUGGAGGAAAGGAGAAAAAGGAGAGAGAAAGCUGAGGAGAGAAGAAGGAAACCAGAAGUGAGAGAGAAGAAGAACCGUGAGAGAAGGAGAAGAAUAGAGAGUUUUACCGUGAGCCAUGACGGAGCCAAUGUCGGAGACCACCGAUCAUCACCGCCGGCCACCACCUUCACCACCAUGGUCCGAGCACCACCGGAGGUCACAGCCAUCAUCGUCGGAGCUUCCGAUCUGCCGCCGCAAGCUCAAGCCGUGAGGAUUGAGAGUGCACCUCUGUUUCUUGCGCAGCAAGCAACCCAUCUCCACAUGUCACGUCCUCAUGUUCCUUUCCGAUCAGCUUUUAGGCCAAGGUGA